AUGGCGACCAACAAGGAGCAGGGCUACAACGUUGGUGACAAUCGCAAACUCUACCACAGUAUGCGAAAAACUAGUGUUAAACCAUCAUACACUACGUGACUGUGUUCGAGACGCGAAUUGAGGCUUUGGUGCAGACAACUCGGUUAUGGUCAAGCAUUGGCAUGAGCAUUCCGAGCCCCAUCUGAACAUUGAUUUCCUACCCACCACACCCUUGCUUUCAACGGGUUCUCCUCUCUCUCUCUCUCCAAUCUAUGCAGUGACAUGCUGCCCCCCUCUGAAAGAGAAGUCGCGAUGUCAUACAAAGGCUACGCAACAACAAGCAUCUAGAGGGGACGGUAUGCCUGCUGAAAUCAACAAGUCUUGUGUGGACACUGACGCUCUCCCGUGAGAUGAUUUAUCAAGCGUGGAGAAAACAGGUCGCUCUUGAUGACUGGGGCUCCGGCAUCCUUGAACUUAUUCUCAAGAAGAAGUAUAAGACGAGAUGGGAGAACUUCUGCGAAAUAAGUAAAAUCGUAUAAAAGUGAGGCUUCUCUGAACGAUAGAGAAAAACGACAAAUGACCAAGUAGACACAGUUAAAUCUAAUUCUGAAAAUCUAUCUUCUUAUAACAAAGAAAGGAACAGUAUCGUCACGUACACUGCGCCGUUAACUUAUAAUAGGUCACCAAGGCGGAAGGUUUGCCUGAAACUCGUAAGCCACCAUGAAGACGUAAAACUUCUUUCCAACUUUCUCUUUACAGUGGUGUUUUUGUGUGACGUUAUUGUAACCAGAAGGGAGUUCAAAGGCGUUUUCCUAACUUUUCGAUAACAAAACUGCACUGAUCUGGAUAAAAAGAAGUUCCUUUGUCCGAACAGCAUAAACGGCACCGGCAAAGUCACGGCAGCCAGACCACAACGAGGACGGGCAAAUCGGUUUCGGGAGUGGUGCUACAAAAUCUCCGCAUGAGAUCGACAUCAACAACUGCAACAAAGAAAUCAACAACUGCAAUUGUAAACAUCUAUAGCAUACACCUAAGCACAUGGAAAGUUGAAUGUAGAGAAACAUGCGCUUUUGAAGACGAGGCGAUCGUUUAGACGAGUGUGCAAACAGAUUGUUAAAGGCUUAUCUCGUUCACAUGGUUUUCACUGCAAAAGCAAUGCAUAACCAACUUUACAUAAUGCCAAUAUAUCCGAUUUCGCAUAUUCUCACUCUACUAUAUUACUAAUUCAAUCAGUAUACAAUUAGAAAUCAGCUUCCUUUUGACUAUUGAAGUACCUACACCUAUAUCUUUUAGCAAAUGCAAGACUGUUGAAUAAAUACUGUGGACACUGAUUAUUCACUUUUAACCGGGAAUCAAAUGGCAAAAGUAAGAAAGCUAAAAUUUCGGGAGAAUUUCACACAUAUUAUCAGGAUUUUUACAUUCCAGAUAUUUGCAUGCAAACACAUUGUAAGUGUAAAAACAAGUAGUAAGAAGUCGAUGUUAACAUAUUUUAGAAGUUACUUAGUGAAUAAGGUUACUGAUUGAUUUAUAGCAUACAGUAUUUGGGAAAUGUCAACUGAAAUACCAAAAUAGGUUUUGUUUUGAAAAGAUUAAUUAAGUAGUGUUGUAAACCCUGUUAUCCUGCAUUAUAAUUUUACAAUAUUUCAAUUACCGCAAGAUACCGCCUUUCGAACGGACUUCCUUCCGAUGGCAUGCAAAACCUACACUAUGCAAAAAAUGACUACAUAUAUUGCAUGAAUUUUUCUCAUUGCUUUUAAAUGCCCCUGAAAUUCCGAUUAUAUUCAUGGAAAACAGGCAUAAGUAUAUUGAUUUUUUGCUUACUCGGUAGCAAAACAACGUCUUCUUCAAAUUCUAUACUCGAAGUAGGGGCAUAAUUCGAUGAACCCGCUCUACGGUAUAUUUGGAUUCAAUGUUUCCGAACUACAAACCGAAUAUUUUUUGGCGUACGGAAAACUGCACAUUUCUCAACGGGAAUAAGGAUGGAACAUAUAUGGUUCAUAAAAUUUUGCAGUGGAUUUGAUCCAUAUUGUUAACUUAACAAGACACAUUGGUUCAAGCACAUACAUGAAAAUUUAUGAGCGGUCAUUAUACGGUAUUUAAACGUCCCACAAUAAGAACUUUUUUAAGGCCAAAUUAUGUCCCUCCUUAGACUAUAAAAUUAGAAGAAGAGUAAUUUUCUAACGGAUGAACAAAAGAAGGAAUGCUUGUAUGCAUGUUUCCCAUGAAAUAUAAAUGGACUAUAAGGGGCAUCGAAAAUCAAUGAGAAAAAUGCAUGCUGCAUAAGUAGCCAUUUUUACAUAGUGUCUUUUUUGCAUGCAGACGGAAGGAAGUUGGUUCGGAAGCCGGCAUCUUGAGGUAACUGAAAUAUUAUAGAAUUAUGUUACAGACUGACUAGAUUUACAACGCUACUUUAUUACUCUUUUCGAAACGAAAACCCGUUUCAGAAUUUAGGUCACAUUUCAUGAGUUAGCCCACCUGCUGUAAAUAAUUACUUCCUACAUUUAACGGAAUACUCUGGUGAUUUUUCGGAAGGCAUACGGCCCCGCUAACCCUGCAAACAUGCUGCUAUCAGGCAAACCGACAGAAGCGGGUGCAUCUUUUGUAAGACAGUGCCAACUUUGCCUCUGUGUUUAAGCCUUUUGAAACUGAACCACUUGAUCAAAUGAGGUCACAAACACGUUUCAGGUGUCUGAGGUACUGCUCUUGUGGUGCUGGCAUGAUGCAUCGUCACGCAGCCCUGACAUGAUUCGGGUCGAUAAAAUGGCGGCAGUUGGCCUUUUGUAGCUAUUGGUGAUUUUUACUCAACACGCGCUGCACGGUAACUUCACCGUAUAGCAGGCAAUACUGUUAAUGCGCACUCACAAUAAAUGUCUACAGUGGGGAUGCGGCGGCUAAAAUGCCUUUGUUUUAAAUGCAGUAUCGAAACGCAGCCGAUCUAACUGGCCCAUCCAUCUACGAUGCGACACCGCGAAUUAACGUUAGACGCAUUAUGUUAUCACCAACAAAGACAAGGGAGACUGGAAUGGCCAUUUUCAGAACAUUAACCAUCGUCAGCCAGUCACAGUCACUCACGAAUUGUGGAACACCUGGGGGUCGAUUCCGCAACCUGGCGGUCAGACAUCCAACGCCUAUGUCAUGCCUAUAUCAUGCGUCGUUGUGCGCAUGCUGUUGGAGCUAGAGGGAAAGAAAGAGAGAGCCCAUGAGGCAUAACGGGACGAUUGCAUUCCUUAAAAACGAUUGGUGAGCGCCCCUCUACCACAGAUAGACACAUCCUAACGUUGGCUUAGGCUAGGUAUCCUAGCGGUCAUCUGCCUGCGAAUUUCGCACGAUCAACAUCACCUAGUACCCCGCCAGUAAUUCAGAAAAAAACUAGGUUCUACUGAAUGACAUGAGUUGAUGGUCGUUACGAAUUUGAAACAAUCGUGGAAAAGAUUUUCGGGAAGAUAUGCAGGUAUUGGUGGAAUUGGUAAUUUAAAGGUAUACUUUGGUCUCUUGCAGAAGAGUUUGUGCAAAAAAUUUAAUGGCAUGAGGGAAAUUAAUAACUUUGGUGUGGUGCUAGCACAAAAUCAUCGCACAAUCGUCGGCAGUAGGCGAAAAUGAUGAUGCUGCCGAUCGCUAUAUAUAUAUAUAUAUAUAUAUAUAUAUAUAUAUACAUAUAUGGCUGAAUGGCAUCUGUAUCGCAAAAUUGCGACAUUGAUUUUGCGUUUUCCGGCGUCCUUUAUUACGUGUUAGAGUGUAAAUCGGAUACACUUGUCGAGUAAAAUCCUUCUCAAGUGAUAAUUUCUCCCACUUCUCAACUGCUCACUGGAAAUCAGUAAUUUGAUUAUCGGUGUCUCUGUCAAAGAGUGUGUUCGCCUGCCGAUUGAAGUCAUCCCAAUGGCUAUGGUCACGGUCUGUGUGCCCAUGUAAUCCUGCAGACAUUUUACAUGACACCCAGGGGAACGUAUAAGGUCACGUUCAAUGGAAAAAUCCAAAGGCCAAAAAAAUGUCCUGAGACGCAGCAUACUAGGCCGUAAAAUUCAGCCUUCUCACUGCAAAAGGUUUACUGAUGCCGAUGAGUCCUCCGACAAUCAAGACGUCAUUCAUGCGUUUGCACUUCUAAAGCACAACAUUCAUGCGUGUUGAUUUUCUGAAGUUGCAUCAUUGACUGAAGUAAUCUAAUACUAUUUUGGAUAUUAUUUAAUUAAAGCCUUGUUUGGGUGACUCAGGACAACAUGUCUGUCAACUGUAUUCAGCAAGUGUUCUGACGUGUGUUUAAACAACACCUCUGUAUGGCAUGCUAGUCCACAUGAAAACAAACAUAAUUAACUCCUUGUGUUUACAGUUUCCAGACAUAUUUUACACAUGGACGAUGAGUCUUGACUGAUGUGGCAAGCAGUGGCUACGAACUCCCACGUGGAUGGACGGGACUUUACUGGAAUGAAUCCCUACCGUCUGCUUUAUAGUAUGGUGUUGAAUACUUCCAAUGCUCUUCAGUAUGUGGCCAAAUUUCCAAGCAGUGAAUGAAAAGUCUUUUUUUUCAUUUAGGCAACAUUUUGCCUGAAUUUUAGGAAAACAAUUAUACAACGUUCAUUGUACCGUUCCGAGCACACACUGUCGGAAUUCGUAAGGAAAUAUUCAUAAAUCCUUAGAAAUCACUAAACGUUGCUCAACAUAUCGAAACAAGUACAAAUAUGCAUGCAUUUGCGCAAAAAUGAUCUGAACAACAUGAGUUUAACUGGAUUAACCAACAAGCUUGCGGCAGUAUGCUUAUAGAUAAUCACUACAGGUUAGCCAAUUAAUGUUCUUUCGAAGAGAUGGUGUUGGAUUAACAGCAGACAAGCUCCAGCUAUUUAACUGAUAACAAACAGACAUCCACGGUAGAUUCACAAAACCUUUACACAGAAACAAUGGACGUGUUCAGUCUCUUAGUAAAUAACUAUAACACAGAGAGUUAUUAAAUUUGUCUGAUACGUUGCAUUUUAGCUCGCGUCAUCGUGAAUGGUAUCCGUCUACUUCCUUGUCAAAGUGUGCCUGUAAAUGUUACCUUACCUGUCAUUUACGAUAAAGUGACGUCCAAAAUAUCCGAAAGUUUCACAUGCUUCUGUGUACUGUCAUGCACUCAUAGGUUGGAUAGGGAUCACAUGUAAUGCAACUCGUUUUGUACGGUUGAUCAUUAGCCCUGAAGACCACAAAUAUUUCCGAAAUAAAUAAAGGAUGCCCAGACACAAACUACGUUCGCGAGCAUCAGAAAGCCCUGAAAGGACUCUGCAAACGAAAGCAUCUUAAGUUAGGUCUCAGCCUAUAGACCCAAAAUAUUCUGAUUUACUCCAAGGUCGCACUUAGUUUUUCACCAGAUUGAAAAGCUACGAUCUUAUGUCGCACACUAUUUUAUUUCAAUGAAUACGUCUACUUGUUAUGCUUACGUUGCAAUAUCAGUGCAUAGUGUAGUUAGAAAUGUUCAUACAAAGGCGUUAUUAAUUGAGAUUUCUACCCUGAGAACAAUGCAAUGUGUCAUCAAUUUAACUAAAUACCUCUCGAGUAAUGCGGACGCAUCAGUUUCGCGUGCCACGAAAAGGAAAUUUAUUAUAUGUUCAACAAACCAACUAUAACUCGAACAGUUCGCAGCUCAAGUGGUUGUCGCCUCUAGCAAUAAUGUUGGCUUCGUCAAAUCUGAAUGCGUGGUUGGUCCCGCGAAUUGGGUGCUGGCGUCUUUCCUCCUGACCGCCCAACAUCUCAUUCAAAAGUGCUCCAACUUACGGACGGGCAAUGUGUCUGUUUGGGCGUCUCAAGUUUCCGACCGCAAAUUCAGACAAUACAGUCAGUUCGUCAACAGAACUAUUGGAGAAACGUAAUGGGGUAAGCCUCCUGCCGAGCGACGUCACGGUAUCCUUUGAUGUCACGUCCCUUUUUACUUCUAUUACACAGGACCUGACGCCGAGACCAUCGAACUUCUCAUACGAGACAAAUAGGAUAAAGUAGAGAAUCGUCUUGACAUGCUCAGAUACUGCACAUUCUGCAGUUCUAUUUUAAGACGUACUUUACGUUUGACGAACAAUCUAUGAACAGGGGAAGGAAACAAUAGCUUCGGCGAUUUCUGCAGUCAUAGCCGAUCUGUUUUUCCGACACCACAGACCGAAAUUCUAGGUUCGGUGCGUGGAUGAUACCUUCGCCGUCAUCGAACAGGAUCAGAUGCUGGCAUUGGAUGAAAGGCUCAACGCCGUCUUUCCGGACAUUCAAUUUACGAUCGAUGAGGAAGAAAUCAAUCAGCUAGCAGUUCCCGAUGUGCCCUUCUGCAGCAAAGAUUGUGUUAGCUUAAAUCCAAAGAUCUGAGGAAGGCGACAAAAACAACUCAAGUACUGAUUUACAACAGCAAUCACCCAAUUAGUCACAAACGCAGUUUCAUAAGGACUCUAUACAGGCGUGUUGAGACACACUUCAGUGAAUCGGAAGGCAAUGUUGCCGAAUUACGAUACCAUCGACGGGAAUUCAAAGCCAAUGGCUACCCGCGCAACUUCAUCGACCAGUGCCUGCGCAAAGGAGACGAGAGACGAAAUUCAACAGGCCGAAUACUUUUGCGAGCUCUCCCUUAAGUGAAGAAUGUCUCAGAAGCCGACAGCCGCCUUCUGACACUCUUUGGAAUUGGAGCAGCACAGACCGGUGGCAACCUUAAGGCGCCAGAUCAUGAAGCCGAAAGACCCGUUGCCAUGGUAGGAAACAUCUGGGGCCUACCAAAGGUUCACAAGCAGGGGGUGCCCCUACGCCCCAUCGUCUCCUUACGUGGUACUCCAACCUUUGGGCUGUCAAAGUGGCUGUACCAACGACUUUGUUUCCUUACCAAGGAUUCGGAGUGGACAGUGAAGUUGGCUGAAGAGUUCUUGACGCGCAUUAAACAUCUCGAAGUGGAGGCAGAUGAGGUGAUGGUGUCAUUAUUCACCUUCAUCCCACCCGCGCUGGCUAUCGACACUAUUGAUGGCUUUCUCCGGGAAAAGUAUGAUGAAACCGACCAACAGCUCAAACGGGCACACCUCAUCGAGCUCCUGUAA
Messenger RNA from Spirometra erinaceieuropaei, 7004 nucleotides. The record is from the annotation of a GenBank genome assembly. NCBI's taxonomy places the organism in Eukaryota, Metazoa, Platyhelminthes, Cestoda, Diphyllobothriidea, Diphyllobothriidae.